Messenger RNA from Chrysochloris asiatica (Cape golden mole), 2420 nucleotides. It is a transcript of the gene ALDH18A1, whose product is annotated as aldehyde dehydrogenase 18 family, member A1. The transcript has 17 exons. Gene Ontology annotation, cellular component: cytoplasm; mitochondrion. Gene Ontology annotation, molecular function: glutamate 5-kinase activity; glutamate-5-semialdehyde dehydrogenase (NADP+) activity; ATP binding. NCBI's taxonomy places the organism in Eukaryota, Metazoa, Chordata, Mammalia, Afrosoricida, Chrysochloridae. The record is from RefSeq and is a predicted model, not a curated record. Bases 33 to 2420 code for a protein of 795 amino acids.
GCAGAUCCUUUGAUCAGUAAUUACAUCUCAGCAUGUUGAGUCACGUUUACCGCUCCGGGUUCCAGUCCUACUACCAACGUUUCCUGUCCUGGGUCCAGUCCACAACUGUCUCCAGAUCUCAUCGUGCCCAAACUCCAACUAUCAGCCAUGUUCGUUCUUGGAGCAACAUCCCAUUUAUUACGGUGCCCCUCAGUCGUACCCAUGGCAAGUCUUUUGCCCACCGCAGUGAGCUGAAACAUGCUAAGAGGAUCGUGGUGAAACUCGGAAGUGCCGUGGUAACCCGAGGGGAUGAAUGUGGCCUGGCACUGGGGCGUCUGGCAUCUAUUGUAGAGCAGGUGUCAGUGCUGCAGAACCAGGGGCGAGAGAUGAUGCUGGUGACCAGUGGAGCAGUAGCCUUUGGCAAGCAACGCUUGCGCCAUGAGAUCCUUCUGUCUCAGAGUGUGCGUCAGGCCCUGCACUCAGGGCAGAACCAGCUGAAGGAGAUGUCAAUUCCAGUCUUAGAGGCCCGAGCUUGCGCAGCCGCUGGACAGAGUGGGCUUAUGGCCUUGUAUGAGGCCAUGUUUACCCAGUACAGCAUCUGUGCUGCCCAGAUUUUGGUGACCAAUCUGGAUUUCCAUGAUGAGCAGAAGCGUCAGAACCUCAAUGGGACACUUCAUGAGCUCCUUCGAAUGAACAUCGUCCCAAUUAUCAACACAAACGAUGCUGUUGUCCCCCCAGCUGAGCCCAAUAGUGACCUCCAGGGGGUAAAUGUCAUUAGUGUUAAAGAUAAUGAUAGCCUGGCUGCCCGUCUGGCCGUGGAAAUGAAAACUGACCUCUUGAUUGUUCUUUCCGACGUAGAAGGCCUCUUUGACAUGCCCCCAGGGUCAGAUGAUGCUAAACUCAUUGAUACCUUUUAUCCUGGAGAUCAGCAGUCGGUGACAUUUGGAACCAAGUCUAGAGUGGGACUGGGUGGCAUGGAAGCCAAGGUGAAUGCGGCGCUCUGGGCUUUGAAGGGUGGCACUUCUGUUGUUAUUGCCAACGGAACCCACCCAAAGGUGUCUGGGCAUGUCAUCACAGACAUUGUGGAAGGAAAGAAAGUUGGCACCUUCUUUUCAGAAGUAAAACCUGCAGGUCCUAACAUCGAGCAGCAGGGGGAGAUGGCUCGAUCUGGAGGAAGGCUGUUGGCCACUUUGGAACCUGAGCAGAGAGCAGAAAUCAUCUGUCAUCUGGCUGAUCUCUUGACGGACCAGCGUGAUGAGAUCUUGUUAGCCAACAAAAAAGACUUGGAGGAGGCAGAGGGCAGACUUGCACCUCCUCUGCUGAAACGGUUAAGCCUCUCCACCUCUAAAUUGAACAGUCUGGCCAUCGGUCUGCGGCAGAUUGCAGCCUCCUCACAGGACAGCGUGGGACGUGUUUUGCGCCGGACCCGAAUUGCCAAAAACUUGGAAUUAGAACAAGUGACUGUGCCAAUUGGGGUUCUCCUGGUGAUCUUUGAAUCUCGCCCUGACUGUCUGCCACAGGUGGCAGCCUUGGCUAUUGCAAGUGGCAAUGGCUUGCUACUCAAGGGAGGGAAGGAGGCCUCACACAGCAACCAGUUUCUUCACCUCCUGACCCAGGAGGCCCUCUCUAUCCAUGGAGUCAGGGAGGCCGUACAACUGGUGAACACCAGAGAAGAAGUGGAAGAUCUUUGCCGCCUUGACAAAAUGAUAGAUCUAAUCAUUCCACGCGGGUCAUCCCAGCUGGUCAGAGACAUCCAGAAAACUGCUAAGGGGAUUCCAGUGAUGGGGCACAGUGAAGGCAUCUGCCACAUGUACGUGGAUUCAGAGGCCAGUGUCGAUAAAGCCACCAGACUCGUCAGAGACUCUAAAUGUGAAUAUCCAGCUGCCUGCAACGCUUUGGAGACUUUGCUAAUCCACCGAGAUCUGCUAAGAACACCUUUAUUUGACCAGAUCAUUGACAUGCUGAGAGUGGAACAGGUGAAAAUUCACGCAGGCCCCAAGUUUGCUUCCUAUCUGACCUUCAGCCCCUCUGAAGUGAAGUCGCUUCGAACUGAGUACGGAGACCUGGAACUGUGUAUUGAAGUCGUGGACAGUGUCCUGGAGGCCAUCGACCACAUCCAUAAGUACGGCAGCUCCCACACGGACGUCAUUGUCACGGAGAACGAAAAGACAGCAGAGUUCUUCCUCCAGCACGUAGACAGCGCCUGCGUUUUCUGGAAUGCCAGCACUCGCUUUUCUGAUGGCUACCGCUUCGGACUGGGAGCCGAAGUGGGAAUCAGUACAUCACGAAUCCACGCCCGGGGACCAGUAGGACUUGACGGACUACUUACUACUAAGUGGCUGCUACGAGGACAGGACCACGUGGUAUCAGAUUUCUCAGAACACGGAAGUUUAAAAUAUCUUCAUGAGAACCUCCCUGUUCCUCAGAGAAACACCAACUGA